GCGACUCCCUCCGUAAGGCCCUGGCCCUGCACCGAACACCGCCUUCGUCCGGAGGCUGAGCGGCGUCUCUGCCUUCGGCCCUGCUCCUUGGCGGCGGCGGUCUUGACGGGAAGCCUGAGUGGAAUGCGGCUGACGCGGAAGCGGCUCUGCUCGUUUCUCAUCGCCCUGUACUGCCUAUUCUCCCUCUACGCCGCCUACCACGUCUUCUUCGGGCGCCGCCGCCUGGCUCCGGCCGGGUCUUUGCGGGGCCUCAGGAAGGGGGCGGCCUCGGCGCGGGAGAGACGCGGCCGAGAGCAGUUUACUUUGGAAAGUGAAGAAUGGAAUCCUUGGGAAGGAGAUGAAAAAUAUGAGCAACAACACAGACUUAAAACUAGCCUUCAAAUAUUAAAUAAAUCCACAAAAGGGAAAACAGACUUCCAUGUACAAAUCUGGGGCAAAGCUGCCAUUGGUUUAUAUCUCUGGGAGCACAUUUUUGAAGGCUUACUUGAACCCACUGAUGUGACAGCUCAGUGGAGAGAAGGAAAUUCAGUUGUAGGAAGAACACAUUACAGUUUCGUCACUGGUCCUGCUGUAGUCCCAGGGUACUUCUCUGUUGAUGUGAACAAUGUGGUACUUGUUUUAAAUGGAAGAGAAAAAACUAAGAUCUUUUAUUCCACCCAGUGGUUACUUUAUGCACAAAAUUUAGUGCAAACUCAAAAACUUCAGCAUCUUGCUGUUGUUUUGCUUGGAAAUGAACAUUGUAAUAAUGAAUGGAUAAACCGAUUCCUCAAAAGAAAUGGAGGCUUUGUGGAGCUGCUCUUCAUAAUAUAUGACAGCCCUUGGAUUAAUGAUGUGGAUGUUUUUCAGUGGCCUUUAGGAGUAGCAACAUACAGGAAUUUUCCCGUGGUGGAAGCAAGUUGGUCAAUGUUGCAUAAUGAAAGGCCUUACUUAUGCAAUUUCUUAGGAACUGUUUAUGAAAAUUCUUCCAGACAAGCACUAAUGAACAUUUUGAAACAAGAUGGGAAAGAUAAGCUUUGUUGGGUUUCAGCAAGAGAACAGUGGCAGCCUCAGGAAACAAAUGAAAGCCUUAAGAAUUAUCAAGAUGCUUUGCUACAGAGUGAUCUCACAUUGUGCCCAGUGGGAGUAAACACGGAAUGUUAUAGGAUAUACGAGGCUUGCUCCUACGGCUCAGUUCCUGUGGUAGAAGACGUGAUGACAGCUGGCAGCUGUGGAGAUGCAUCUGCUAACCAUAUUGCUCCUCUGCAGUUACUCAAGUCCAUGGACGCACCCUUUAUCUUUAUUAAGAACUGGAAGGAACUUCCUGCUGUUCUAGAAAAAGAGAAAACUAUGAUUUUACAAGAAAAGAUUCAAAGAAGAAAAAUGUUACUUCACUGGUACCAACAAUUCAAAACAGAGCUAAAAAUGAGAUUUACUAAUAUUUUAGAAAGUUCAUUUUUAAUCAACAAUAAAGGUUAAAUAUUAGUCAUC
Molecule: messenger RNA, 1467 nt
Organism: Manis pentadactyla (Chinese pangolin)
Lineage: Eukaryota; Metazoa; Chordata; Mammalia; Pholidota; Manidae
Product: ribitol-5-phosphate xylosyltransferase 1
Exons: 6
Coding region: 124-1455 (443 amino acids)
Biological process (GO): protein O-linked glycosylation via mannose
Cellular component (GO): Golgi apparatus
Molecular function (GO): ribitol beta-1,4-xylosyltransferase activity
Source: RefSeq, a predicted model, not a curated record